Molecule: messenger RNA, 6934 nt
Organism: Aquila chrysaetos chrysaetos
Lineage: Eukaryota; Metazoa; Chordata; Aves; Accipitriformes; Accipitridae
Exons: 33
Coding region: 182-6601 (2139 amino acids)
Biological process (GO): actin cytoskeleton organization; muscle cell development
Cellular component (GO): cell junction; cell projection; cortical actin cytoskeleton
Molecular function (GO): phospholipid binding; actin filament binding
Source: RefSeq, a predicted model, not a curated record
GAAGGGGCGGCCCCGCCGCCGCCGCCCGCCCCGGGGAAGGAGCCGGCGCCGCCCGGGCCGUCUCCAUCACCGGCGCUCCCGUGCGGCGGGGGCUCCGCGCUGCCGCUUCGCCCCACGGUGCCCGGGCCGCGCCCCCCGGCUGGCCCCCUGCCCGCCGGCGGCGGCGGCGGGGAGAGCGAGGAUGUCGGGCAGCACGGCGAGGAAGGUGCAGCCCUUCACCAUCAGCACCAAGCUCUCGCUGCCCAAGUGUGCCGCCGACUUCUCCGGGGGCGCCUGCCCCGGCAUCGCCCUCGCCUCCGCUCUGGACAACCACCGCGGCCUCCGCCGCAGCCUCAACGAGCGCAUCUCCCUCUACUUGGCCCAAGCCCGGGCCGGCCCCGCCGCCCCCGAGGGCCAGCGCCGCAGCCCCAGCCCCGGCGAGGAUGAGGCGACCGACGAGGAGCAGCUGAACAGCAACUCCCUUGCCCGCUCCAUUAAGAAGAUCACGCUGUCCAACUGGCACGGGGAGGCUCGCGCGGGGGACGCAGGGGGACCCGGGGACCCUGCCCGGACCGCCGGCGAGAGGAACCACAACAACAACAACAGCAGGACAGGGAAAGCUCAGUUCAAGGUCUUCCUCAGGAAGGGCGUGGAUGCGGAGGAUGAGCAGCAGGAGUCUGGGAGCCCCCAGGCCGGUGGUUUCUGCUCUCCAGUGGACAGAGGUUCCCCCUUCUAUGCGCUGGCAGGAGCUCCAGCAUUGUCACCCCAGAAAGAGACCCCAAAGGGCAAGGAACUCACCACGGCACCAGGAUGUGGUGGGCGAAGCAGCGCAGGAGCAGCCCCCCUCCUCGACCCGAGCCCUCUGGUAGCCCAGUUCAACCAGGAGAUGCUGCAGGCGGAGGGCUGGGUGCAAGGCAAGCUGCGGGACCUGAAGGACGGCUGCGACCUCCAGGACUGGGCAGAGAUGGCUCAGACCCUGCAGUGGGACAUGAAGGAUUUCGAGAACACACUGAUAAAGCUCAACCAGAUGGGCGAGCAGCUGAUGUGGCGGGCGAGGCCCAGCGCUGAGGCGGUGCGGAAGCAGCUGCUGGCCCUGCGGGACCAGUGGCAGCUCCUGAAGGAGACGGCUGCCAGUCAGAGCAAAGCCCUGGGGGGGCUGCGGGGCCUGCAAGACUUCAACAGGAAAGCUGAGCGGCUGGAGGCGUGGAUCAGGCACAAGGAGGAGAAGCCCUCCUUGGCAGCCCUCCUGCAGGAAAGCCUGGACAAGGUCCAGCUCACCCGCCGCAUCCUUGACUUGAAGCAGGAGGAGCAGCAGUUCCAGAGUCUGCACAAGGAGCUGAACAGCCUGGCCCAGAAGCUGGAGAAACAAGGCAAAAGCGAGAGCAGGAGCAUCUCAGCCCGGCGCAAGCACCUCAACAAAAUGUGGCUGCGGCUGCAGGAGACCCUGAAGGAGCACCACGAGGCUCUGCAUCUGGCCCUGGAGGUGGCUGCCUUCCUCCAGCAAGCAGAUACCCUGCUCAGGGCCAUCCACGCCAAGCAGAGGAGCGUCUGCGGUGCAGGGAAGCCAGGGGAGGGUGAGCCAUACCGGGAUCGGGAUGUCAGGGACAUAGCCAGCCAGGUGAUGAUGCUGGAUGUGACUGUGUCCCAGCUCCUCAGCCUGCAGCCCACCCUGGCAGCCCAAGUCACCCCUAAGCACCGAGAUGUCAAGGAAAGCUGGGCACAGCUCCAGCAGGUGCUGAGGAUGGAGAAGGCUCCAGCCCUGGCGGGCAGUUCCCCAGUGGGCGAAGCUGUGGCUCGGAGUGCAGAACGCCGAGGAGAUGAUAGCAGCUGUGGGGCUGGAGGGAAGGAAGCAAAAGAUAAAUGGACGAGAGGCCCUGGGAGCAUGGUGCCGAAGGACAUGCCGAGGAAGAUGGCGGAGCAUGGGAUGGAGGAGGAGAGCAGACCUGGCUCCCCAGCGGCAGGGCAGCCCCCUCACGGCGGGGACAGCAAAAGGAGAGAGACAGAGGCUGAGUCGGGGACGCAGCAGCCAGAGGCCCAGCUGCAGGACGUCUGUCAGGCAGUGAACGCGACCGUGUGCCCGCACAAGGACAGCAUGUGUCCCAGAGUCCCCCUGUGUCCGGUGGGGGACGUGGAGAGCCCAGAGGCAGCACAGAUGCAGCGGGAGCCCCUGGACUCCAGCUCCAGCACCAGGGCUGUGCUCCUGGAGGAGCCAGCACCAGGGGGACCCCUGGGGAGCCCGCAGGUGGAGGCCAUGCUGCGGGAGCUGGGGGAGCUGUGGGAGGACCUGCAGAGGAAGCACCAGGAGAAUGGUGCCGUGCUGCGGGAAAUCGAUAAGGCACUGAGGCUGGUGGGGGAGCUGGACCGGGCUGAGCGGUGGCUGCAAGCCGUGGCCGGGUCACUCUCGGAGCCAGCCACCAUGAGAAGCCCGGCAGAGCUGCGCUGGGACCUCGAGGAGAUGGGCCAGCUGGAGAGGCAGCUCCUGCUGUGUGGCCUCAAGCUCCAGGCGCUGCGGGAGGAAGCAGUGGGCGAGCCACCCGCUGAGCAUGAUGGGGCAAGGAAGAUGCAGAGGAAGGUGGAGAUGGUGGAGGAGAAGUUGGCACAUGUGCAGGCAGCCCUGCGGCGCCGGGCAGCAGACCUGCGUGACUCCCUAGUCCUGUCUGAGUUCCUGCAGGACCUGCAAGAGGAGGAGGCACGAAGCCAGCAGGGACCUGCAGCGCCAGGGAGUGGGUGUUGUGGCUCGCAGGGGUCUUUUCCCCUGCUCUCAGCCCAGGCUGACCAGCUGCUGAGCAGUGACAACAUGAGCCGCCCCUUGGGAGAGCUGCAGGAGGCUGUGGAGAUGCUGAACGACUCAGCGAAGGAGCGAGAGCGGGUCAUGGAGGUGGCGGCGGAGACAGAGAGCCUGGAACACCUGGUGGCGGAGGUGUCACCGUGCCUGGAGACCCUUCGAUGCAGAGCCGAGGCGCUGGCUCGAGACACUGCCCAAGCAGAGAGCGGCUUCACCACAGUCAAGAGUGAGAAGGAUCUCCAGGGGCUGCAGGGCUUGCUGAGCCAGCAGCAGGAGAUGGAGUGUGUGGUAUCAGAGACCCUGCAGGGGAAGCUGGAGGAGCUGGAGAGGGCAGCUGCUCACUUGCAAGAGCUCUGCCCUGCUCGGCUGUGCCCCAUCAGCCGGGAGGUGCAGGGGACGCUGUGGGCCUGGGCAGGACUGCAGGAGCUGCUGCAGGAGACCCGGGCCCGCAUGCAGCAGGCUAGCCGGCUGCGGCACUUCUUCAAGGAUUACUUAGCCAUGAUCUCCUGGACGGAGGACACGCGGGCUCAGAUCUUCUCUGAAAGCCCAAGUGGCCACAGCCUUCUGGAGACUCCAUGUGAGGAGCUGGAGAGGAGGAUCGAAGGGAAGCUCAAGGAGUUUGAGGCACUGGCAGCAUCAGGGCAGCAGCUGGUGUCCGAGGAGCACUACCUAAGCGCAACAAUAAAGGAGCGCUUGGAGGAGCUGCAGAGCAUGCUGGGCUGGGUGCUGGUGCGCUGGCGAGCACAGAGGCAUCAGCGGGACCCGGGGAGCAAGCAGGAGGACAGAAGGGACCCGGAAGGCCCCUCAGGCAUGUCCCCUACCAGCCAAGAACAGCAUGCCCUGUGUGCUCAGCCUCAGCUGGAGAGCAUCCACAGCCCAGUGGAGUUCACACCCUGCUCCCUCCUGAAGCCCAUGCCAAGAUCGGAGCCACGGCAGCCAGCAGGAGUGGCCAUCUCCCCACCAGCAUGGCCCCUCUCAGAUGCCCCUUCGGGAGUGGAGCAGAGCUGGGGGGAGCCCAGCAGCUCAACACCCCACGGUGUGGGACGUCCCGAGGAGUCUGUCAUCUGGGAUCCUGCUGAGACCUCCACGCUGCUGCUGCCACCAUGGGGCCCCAGCGGGCUGGGGGGGACGGUCAACCUCAUCCUCAGCAUCGGCAAGAAGGGCGAGAAGAAGAAGGAGCAGCCAGUGGGCGGCAACGAGCGGCCAGGGGAGGAGGUGCUGCGGACGCUCCCUGCCACUAAAUCCCCAGGCUGUAAAACCUUUUGGAAGCGUUGCCAGGGGCUUUUAGGAAACACUUGGGGUAGUUUAAAGCGAAAGAGAAAGCCGCCUCACCAGCUGGUGGAAGAGGCGCAGGUGGAGGUUGGGAAAACCUCCAGUGCGAAGCAGCUGCCUGCUGUUGCCCACCGCCCUCCGGCACCCAGCAGCAGGACGCCGGCCACCUCCCACACCCUGCCCAAGGCAGGGGCGGGCUCCCUCUUCGACAGCCUGCAGCGGCGGGAGCGGGCAAGGGCCGAGCAGGCCCGGCUGCUGACGCUGCAGGGCAUCAUGGGUGCCAGCUCCCUGCAGCCCGCGCCAGAGGAGCGCCAUGGCCCCAGCAACACAUGGCCUCAGAAGUGCAGCCGGACGAAGGGGGGGCCGGCAGCGGCCGCUGCUGGAGCCCCGCUCGGGGAGCUGCUGCUCUACGUCAGGAACCCGCUGGUGCGGGACAUCGACGCUGAGUGCGGGGCGGCCUCCCGGGACCCCCGCCUCCCUGGCCCAAAAACCAUGGCCCCCCACCUUUCCCUGGGUUCCGUGCUCAGCCUAGAGCUGCCCCAAGACACGGUGGUCCUGGGGUGCCACCGAGGGGCCGCAGUGCGGCAGGAGGAGGCGGAGGGGCAGAAGCGGAGGCAGGGCUGGGGCGUGAGGCCAUGGGAGCCCACAGGCACACAUGGGGCUGGAUGGCAGGAGGAGGUAGUUGUGGAUGGGCGCAGUCCCCAGGGGCCUGGUGAGUGGCUGGGGACAUCCCCUAAGAGCGAGCGAGGAACGUGGUUCGAGGAGGUGAGCUUCAACCCCAGCUACAGCAGGCAAAGGGCACACCGUGCUGGGGAGGAGCGCUGGAGCCCACGGCGCCCCAGCAGUGCCGGUGAAGACCUCCUGGACUUCAGGCCGAGCCGGCCGUCCCAUGUCGGUGUGCUGCACGAGCGGGUCAGCUGGGAGGGAGACGAGCUGGCCGCCCAGCUGGGCCGGGAUGGCAGCCCUGGCACCACUGACAGGGCCAGGCAUCGCAGAGCCGCUCGAGUGGAGCUUGGGCCAUCCCCUGCCAGCAUCCCAGGCAGGGCAGGAGCCAUCCCUGGCACUGCCCGCACACAGCGGCCAGCUGGCAGUGGCCAGCCUGGAGGGUCCCCAGUUUCCCCUGCCGCCCCCACCCAGCUGUCUGUCUUCGAGUGGGCGCUGGGGUCCCCACAGCCCCACAGCCCUGUGUCAGGCACCGGGGAGGUUUGCCACCCUGCCCACAGGCAGUUUGAGGAAGAAGAAGAGGAGCUGCAGGCCAUCUGGGAUGGGGCCGGUGAGCAGCAGACACCCAGCCUGCCGGCAGGCAGCCAUGCCCACCGCCAGCCGGGGAGUGGGGCAGGCAGCCUGCCGAGCCGCGAUGCCACUGCUGGCGGGCCCCUCAUCCUCUCGUCAGCCAACAAUGUGCUUGUGGCCAAGUUCACCCUUCCCACUGCCGCCCGGCUCCUCCACAGUCCAUUGGGAGAGAAGAGCCCCAGUGUGGGGUACAGCGGUGGUGGCAGCCCCAGCGGGCAUGGGGUGUCCCCCCGUGUGGAGGAGCUGGUGUCCGCAGCCUCCUUGGACAGCUCCGGUGCCUCGGAUCGGUGGAGGCAUGGGGAAGAAGAGAGGGAGGACAGCAAGGCCCCUCCCGGUAAAACGGAGUUUCAGAUGAUGGAGGGGACGCUGGAAAGGAAGCACGUGUUGCAGACAGGAGGGAGGAAGGCCAGCUGCCGGGCCUGGGGCCUCUUCCAUGCUGUGCUGAUGAGGCAGACGCUGUGCUUCUACCAGGACCGCCGGGACAGCCUCAAGAGCUCUGUGGUCGCCCUUCCCCUGAACCUCUCCGGGGCGGUCUGCACCCCAGAUGCUGAGUACACCAAGAAGACCAACUGCUUCAGGCUACAGCUGCGGGAUGGCUCUGAGUACCUCCUGAGGGCCCCCUCCCAGUCCCUCAUGAACGAAUGGGUCUCCAAGCUACAGCAAAACUCAGGUUUCCCUGAAGUGGAUUACUUCCAGGUGGCAGCACACCGUGUUGAGGGUACCAGUGGUGCUGGGGGUUUCAGCAAGGUCCCCAGCCCUGGGAGCUCGUACCUCCAGGGACAUCAUCAGGUCACGACCACCAAGAGCCAGGAGAUCGUGGUGCUGCCCCGCUCAAACACCCAGCUGCAGCAGCCUCUGGGCAGCCAGGAUGGCCCAGCCGAUGGGUCUGUGGCAGUAGCAGAGGAUGUUCGUGGGGCCAGGCACAGGGAGCAGCAGUGGUCACCCAGGGGAUCCCCUGGCCUGUGGGACAACAGCUGCCCAGAUGACGACUAUGGGCUCGUGGCCAACAAGAGGAGGUCCUACUCCUUCACCUCAGCCACUUACCAGAAGAUCACCCCGGUGGCCAUGCCCAAGGAGCUGGUGGAGGCUGGGAGCAGCUACUCCGUCACACUGUACAUCGGGGAGCAAGCACCGGCCGUGCCCCGGGCACGCUGCCACUCCUUCGUGGCCCAGCCAGGGAGCCCGCGGGACAUGCUGGGGGAGAAGACCCCUAGCCCCCCUCGGCCCAAGAACAAAUCUGUCUUCAAGAAGUUCUUUGGGAAGAAGGAGUGAGCCCCAACCGAGGGGGAGAAAAGCCCUAGCCUGCCCUUUAUCCUCCUCUUGGGUGCCAUCCUGGCACGGUCUCCACUCCCAGCACCAGCUCACUGCUCUCUGCCUCCCCAGGGGAGAGAGGCUGUGGCAAGCAGCUCUGCUCCAGCCAGCCCCUGUGCUGCACCAUGCCCCAGCCACCACAGCCCCUGGCCUCAGCCUGGCGCUGAGCACCCCUCCUGCCCACCCGCCCACCCGGUGCUCUCCCUGGGUGCCACUGGCUCCCCAGGCAUCCUGCCAACAUGCAACACAAGCAGGUGUGUGUGUGGGGGGGGAGUUGUUUUUAUUAAAAAACAA